GUGGUGAAUUUUACUGGCAGCGGUGAAAAGUUGAUGUGAAAAAAUGUCGACGCGAAAUAUUGCUCAUUAGUCAAUAGUUUCAGACGUUCUUUGUAUACAUUAUUUUCUGGUGAAGGUUAAAAUUAAAGAAAAUAAAUGACAUGGAUAGUGAGCAAGAGCCGAGUUUUCGAAUGGGGCCAUUGUCGCCACAGGAAAUUAAACCAGACAUAUCAAUUUUAAAUGAAAGCAAUACCAGGGGAUUUUCUCCCAAAUCGGCAAGUCCGGUUUCCUUUGGUGCGAUCGGAAUGCAAACGAUGAAUAUGGCAAACUCAGCAGCAGUUGCAGCAGCCGUUUCAGGUCAUAACACGAACCAGAUGCAACCGGGUCCGCAACAGCAGCAAUACCCACCAAAUCACCCUUUAAGUGGAUCGAAGCAUUUGUGCUCCAUAUGUGGCGACAGAGCGAGUGGCAAGCACUAUGGUGUUUACAGCUGUGAGGGAUGCAAAGGCUUCUUUAAACGCACGGUUCGAAAGGAUUUAACUUAUGCUUGCCGUGAAGAUAGAAACUGCAUUAUCGAUAAAAGACAACGCAAUCGUUGCCAAUAUUGUCGGUACCAGAAAUGCCUUGCCUGUGGAAUGAAACGUGAAGCAGUUCAAGAGGAACGCCAGCGUGGAACUCGUUCGCAGAAUGUUCGUACAGGCGAAGAUUUCAAUCCAACCAGUUCAGUACGGGAUUUAACGAUAGAUCGCAUAAUCGAAGCAGAACAAAAAAGUGAACAACUUAGUGGAGAUAAUGCUAUACCAUUCCUGCGCGUCGGACCCAAUUCUAUGGUUCAACCAGAUUAUAAAGGAGCAGUGUCACAUCUGUGUCAAAUGGUUAAUAAGCAACUUUACCAAAUGGUUGAAUAUGCUCGAAAAAUGCCACACUUUGCUGAACUGCAACGUGAUGACCAGGUCAAUUUACUCAAAGCUGGUUGGAACGAACUACUUAUAGCAAAUGUAGCUUGGUGUAGUAUUGAUUCUUUAGAUGCUGAUUAUGCUACAUCCGGGGGUCAUGACACUUCAUUCGGCCGUCGUUCACCUAUACGCCAACCACAACAACUUUUUCUCAAUCAUAAUUUUUCCUAUCAUCGCAACAGCGCUAUAAAAGCAGGAGUGGCGACCAUAUUUGAUCGCAUUCUUUCGGAGCUUAGCGUAAAAAUGAAACGACUUAAUAUUGAUCGUUCAGAACUUUCUUGCUUGAAAGCUAUUAUAUUGUUUAAUCCGGAUAUACGAGGUUUGAAGGGCCGCAAUGAUGUUGAAGUAUGCAGAGAACAAGUAUAUGCUUGCCUAGAUGAACAUUGUCGCACUGAACAUCCCGGAGACGAUAGUCGAUUUGCACAACUCUUACUGCGGUUGCCUGCACUGCGAUCCAUUAGCCUUAAGUGCCUGGAUCAUUUGUUUUUCUUUCGCAUUAUGGGUGAUAAACCCUUAGAUCAGCUUUUCUAUGAACAACUUGACGCACAAAUCUGCUAAGCUAUGCAUAUAUUUAUUCACUUGAAGUGCUGGAAAAUUUGAUCGACGUAUGUAUGUUAAAUGACUUUCUAACUUAUAAAGUGACAAUGCACUUUAACGGCUACACUUUGCAAUUUACUUUUUCAGUUUUGUUUUUUUAGAUAUAUUCCAUUUAGUAGCUCACUAUUUACUGUAAACAAAUUUUAAAAUACAAUUGUAUUAUUGUAAAUUAAAUAAAUGUAUUUAAU
Anastrepha obliqua is the source of this 1720-nucleotide messenger RNA. It is a transcript of the gene usp, whose product is annotated as protein ultraspiracle. Gene Ontology annotation, molecular function: nuclear steroid receptor activity; nuclear receptor activity; zinc ion binding. Gene Ontology annotation, cellular component: activator ecdysone receptor complex; nucleus. The coding region runs from base 141 to 1493 and encodes 450 amino acids. Gene Ontology annotation, biological process: anatomical structure development; cell differentiation; cellular response to ecdysone. The transcript has a single exon. Lineage: Eukaryota; Metazoa; Arthropoda; Insecta; Diptera; Tephritidae. The record is from RefSeq and is a predicted model, not a curated record.